Molecule: messenger RNA, 3527 nt
Organism: Leopardus geoffroyi (Geoffroy's cat)
Lineage: Eukaryota; Metazoa; Chordata; Mammalia; Carnivora; Felidae
Gene: PLA2G4F
Product: phospholipase A2 group IVF
Exons: 20
Coding region: 470-3019 (849 amino acids)
Biological process (GO): glycerophospholipid catabolic process
Cellular component (GO): cytosol
Molecular function (GO): calcium ion binding; calcium-dependent phospholipid binding
Source: RefSeq, a predicted model, not a curated record
CAGAGGCCCCAAGGCAGAACUUACUGGCUUCCACUCCCUGGGCUUGCUGCAUCAGCAUUGUCUAGAAGGCUUGUUGGAAAUAUGAACACUUGGGUUUGACCCACACCCACUAAAUCAAAUCAUCUAGGGGGUGAGACUCAGGUAUCUAUUUUCCAUGAGCAGCUCAAUAAUAACCAGAGGCUGGGUUUGGGAGCCAGAGUACCAGUUCCUCAUCCUCUUGGAGAGGGACUGAAGUGCCUCCUGCCUGAGGGAAUUGGGCCCCAGCCACUUCCUGGAGCAUAUCAAACUCCACCUCCAGCCCCAGCAGGCCACCCAACUCCGAGUCCUAGAGUCCUGUGAGCAGCCAGCUCCACCCUCCCCACCUUGGUGUUACCGUCAGACCUGAGCUAGCAGUGAGUGGAGCCAGAGGAGAACAGAGUGGCUCUGGAAAGCAGGCAGGGCUUCCUGCUGAGAACUGGGCUGGCUGGCCAUGCUCUGGGCGCUCUGGCCAAGGUGGCUGGCAGGCAAGGGGCUGCCCCUCCUGGGGGCAGUGCUGCUGCGGAAGAGAGACAAGAGGGGACCUCAGUGGAGGCAAUGGAGGCGGGAAACCCACCCCUACUAUGACCUCCAGGUGAAGGUGCUGAGGGCCAGAAAUAUCCAGGGCACAGAUCUCUUGUCCAAAGCUGACUGCUACGUGGAACUGCGCCUGCCCACUGCGUCCCCUAGCCCUGCCCAGACAAGGAUGGUGGCUAACUGCAGUGACCCUGAGUGGAACGAGACCUUCCACUACCAGAUCCAUGGUGCUGUGAAGAAUGUCCUGGAGCUCACCCUCUGUGAUAAGGACAUCCUGGGCAGUGACCAGCUCUCCCUGCUACUCUUUGAUCUGAGGAGCCUCAAGCCUGGCCAACCCUACAGACACAUCUUCCCACUCAACCACCAGGAUUCACAGGAGCUGCAGGUGGAAUUUGUUCUGGAGAACAGCCAGGUGCCUGCGUCUGAAGUCAUCACCAAUGGAGUCCUGGUGGCUCAGCCCUGUCUGAGAAUCCAGGGGACCCUCAGGGAAGACGGGACAGCCCCACAUCGAGAGUAUGGUUCUAGGCAGAUUCAGCUGACAGUGCCCGGGGCCUACGAGAAGCCACAGUUCUUGCCCCUGCAACCUCCCAUGGAGGGAGACCUCCCAGCUACCUUCACCUUUCACGUGAACCCCGUGAUCAGCUCCAGGCUGGAUGUGGAGCUGGGGGAGAGGCUCACAGUCCUACAAAGUGGUCCAAGUGCUGAGCUGGAGGCCCACACCAACAAGCUGGGUGAGGGGGGUAUCCUGCUCUCCUCUCUGGCCCUAGGCCAAGAGGAACAGCGCUUUGUGGCCCUAGGGGAGGGCCAGGAGGUGGUUCUGAGUAUGAAGGCAGAAAUGAGCUCUGGAGACCUUGACCUGCGUCUUGGUUUUGGCCUGUGUGAUGGGGAACGGGAGUUUCUGGACAAGAGGAAGCAGAUCGUGUCCAAGGCCCUGCAGCAGGUUCUGGGUUUGAGCCAGGCGCCUGACAGUGGCCAGGUGCCUGUGGUGGCUGUGCUAGGUUCGGGAGGUGGAACCCGAGCCAUGUCUUCCCUGUACGGCAGCCUGGCAGGGCUGCAGGAACUUGGCCUCCUGGACACUGUGACCUACCUGAGUGGGGUCUCUGGGUCUACCUGGUGCAUCUCCACACUCUACAAGGACCCAGCCUGGUCCCAGGUGGCCUUGCAGGGCCCCAUUGAGCAUGCCCAGGCUCGGGUCUGCAGCAGUAAGAUGGGGGCGAUGUCCACGGAGCGCCUACAAUACUAUGCCCAGGAACUGGGGAGCCUGGAAAGCACUGGCCACAGAGUUUCCCUCAUCGACAUCUGGGGUCUCCUCAUUGAAUAUUUCCUCUACCAGGAGAAAAACCCUGCCAAGCUGUCUGACCAGCAGGAGGCCGUCAACCAGGGCCAGAACCCUUAUCCUAUCUACGCCAGCAUCAAUGUCCACACCAACAUCAGCGGGGAAGACUUCGCAGAAUGGUGCGAGUUCACACCCUAUGAGGUCGGCUUCCCCAAGUACGGGGCUUAUGUUCCCACUGAGCUCUUUGGCUCUGAGUUCUUCAUGGGGCAUCUGCUGCAGCCCCAGCCCGAGCCCCGGAUCUGCUACCUGCAGGGUGUGUGGGGCAGCGCCUUUGCAGCCAGCCUGGAUGAGAUCUUCCUGAAGACUGCCGGCUCGGGCCUCAGCUUCCUAGACUGCCACAGAGGGAGUGUAAACAUCACAGAUGACUGCCAGAAGCUCCAGCUGCACGAUCCCACACGUCUGAGGACCAGGCUCUUCACCCACCAGGGGCCCUUCUCCCAGGCCGUGCUGGACAUCUUUACCUCCCGCUUUACCUUCGCGGAGAACUGUAAUUUCACCAGGGGCCUCUGCCUGCACAAAGACUAUGUGGCUGGCCGGGAGUUCAUGGCCUGGAAAGAUACGCACCCUGACGCCUUCCCCAACCAGCUCACUCCCAUGCGGGACUGCCUGUGCCUGGUGGAUGGGGGCUUUGCCAUCAACUCUCCGUUCCCACUCAGCCUGCUGCCCCAGAGAGCGGUGGACCUCAUUCUGUCCUUUGACUACUCCCUGGAGGCCCCUUUCGAGGUCUUACAGAUGACAGAGAAGUACUGCCUGGACCGAGGCAUCCCCUUCCCAAGUAUCGAGGUGCUCCCUGAGGACUUGGAGGAACCCCGUGAGUGCUACCUGUUCGCCAAGGCCAAGGACCCCCGCUCUCCCAUCGUGCUGCACUUUCCCCUCGUCAACCGUACCUUCUGCACACACCUGGCCCCAGGUGUGGAGCGACAAACAGCCGAGGAGAAGGCCUACGGGGACUUUGUGGUCAAUGGGGCAGACACUCCAUAUGGCAUGAUGAACUUCACCUAUGAGCCUGAGGAGUUUGAGCGGCUGGUGGCUCUGAGUCGAUACAAUGUUCUGAACAAUGUGGAGACUUUGCGGCAUGCGCUCCGGCUGGCUCUGGAGCGAAGGCAGGCUGGGAGCAGGGCUGGAGGCUGAGUCAGGCUGGAGUCAGAGGGCUGUGAGAGGGGAGCAACUGUGGGCCCCAGACCGGGGCUUGGUACAGGGAGGAGUGGUAGACUCUGUGGGGUUUCUUCUUACCAGGUUACAGGACUGGCUCUAGGUCCUUCAGGCCUCAGAAAGCUCCUGCAGAACGGCAGCUUGGCUUUGGGGCUGCACCCUUCUCAUAUGUGUUUCUGGGAGACAAAGGGGGGGGGAUGUCUCCCCCAGGGGCCUUGGGGAGGAGGAGGGCACGAGUGAGCAGUGCUAAUUUUACACUGGAGUAUAGAGGGAUGAGGCCACAAUCUAGCCCCAGGGCAUGGCCCAAACCCAGAAGGACCUUAGGGGGCCCAGGUCUUCAGACCCUCACCAAGACUGGAAGCUGUGAAAGCAGGUUAAGCUGAGACCAAAAGCAGAGACUCCUCCGUCUAAUCCACACUUCCUGCAAAUGGCCGGGCUCCUGGAUGCAGUGCUCAGUGCUAUCAAGAAUAAAGGGAGACCUCAUGGA